CAGUAAUGAAUUUUGUUUCAGGUGUUUCUUGUUUGUUUGAUUUUUGUCCUCUCGACAGAGUGAUUACCACCGAGUAUGUCUGAGUCACUGAACAUGAGCCUCGAGCACCGAGACGAGAACGACGACAACGUUGUUGGAAGCGUACUUCCCAAACUGGAGCCCUGUGACAACCCGGUGGACGUGAAACCCAACAUUGAACAACUGGCCAAGAAGGGUCCCAUAGAUUCCAGGAAGAAAGGAGAUGAGUCCGAUUUUGAUCCUACAAAUCUGACCGAAGAGGAAGAUCCCUCAAUUCCUGAGGACGAAGACGCAAGUUUUGCAUCUUACGUUGGGGGGAAAGGGAACAAGCGAAACAAAUCAAAACAUCUUUAUAGUACGUACCAACGGGUACCGUCGAGACCCUACGCUGCUGCGCAGAGGAAUUACGAAAGCGAAGAUGACAAUUUCUCUGCUUUGCCCAGACAACGACUUUCGAGAUCAUGCAAAAACCCAGCUGUCCGACCGAUUCUAGACAUCGACAUUCCAUCGAGUAGCAGUCCAGAAGAAUUUGACGAGUCGAUCCACGUCAUGUCGAAAGCUUACAAGUUGGAACUGGAAGCGAAAAAGGCGAAAGAAAUAGCAGCUAAAUCGCCAGGAGCGGUAAACGAGAAAAUUGAAACCGAACUUGUGAAAGAGGAACCACAGGAAAACAUGCAAAUGGGAUCUCCUUCUAAGAAAAUGAAAGAAGAACCAGCUGAACAUGAUGAUAAAUAGAAAUGAACUUCUGAAAACUUAAGCUUGUUAGAUUUGAACUGUUUGAUUCCAAUUUCUUGUAAGUUGUUUACUGUGAAAGUUGUUUUACUGUCAUGAAAAGAUAGAUGAUUUUAAAAUUACUACUGAAAAAAGUUGCUUAUCAUUUUUGUAAAAAAAAAAUCUGUUAAAUUUACUAACUUUACAAAGCUUAAUUAAUUUUAAGCCCAAA
This is a messenger RNA of Symsagittifera roscoffensis, 961 nucleotides long. RefSeq lists its product as uncharacterized. The transcript is spliced from 2 exons. The record is from RefSeq and is a predicted model, not a curated record. NCBI's taxonomy places the organism in Eukaryota, Metazoa, Xenacoelomorpha, Acoela, Convolutidae. The coding region runs from base 76 to 753 and encodes 225 amino acids.